ACGUGGCUCGGACGCAGCUCGCGGCCGCCCGGCAGCAGCUCCGAGGCUGGGCGGCUCCGCUCCGCCUCCGUCGCCGCCUGCGCGCUGCGCCAGGCCCGCCAGGCCAGGCCGAGGCCAGCCGCCGAGUGAGGGACGCGAGCAGCCAUGGCCGAAGCGGCGCCCGCCCGGGCUCCAGAGAGGGAUAAGCAGACAGACGACGAAAGCCCUUCGACACCUCCUCUGUCACCCCCAGCAGCCGCGGAGAACUCUUACCUGUACUCGACGGAGAUCACACUGUGGACGGUGGUGGCCGCCAUCCAGGCCUUGGAGAAGAAGGUGGACUCCUGCCUGGCCCGCUUGCUGACCCUGGAGGGGCGGGCGGGGACGGCCGAGAAGAAGCUGCUGGACUGCGAGAAGACAGCCGUGGAGUUCGGGAACCAGCUGGAGGGCAAGUGGGCCGUGCUGGGGACCCUGCUGCAGGAGUACGGGCUGCUGCAGAGGCGGCUGGAGAACAUGGAGAACCUGCUGAGGAACCGAAAUUUCUGGAUCCUGCGCCUGCCCCCGGGCAGCAAGGGGGAGGCCCCCAAGGUACCCGUGACCUUUGAUGACGUGGCCGUGUAUUUCUCUGAGCCAGAGUGGGGCAAGCUGGACGAGUGGCAGAAGGAGCUCUACAAGCACGUGAUGCGGGGCAACUACGAGAUGCUGGUGUCCCUGGAUUAUGCCAUCUCCAAACCAGACAUCCUGACCCGGAUGGAGAGGGGAGAGGAGCCUUGUCCUGGAGGCCCGUGGGGCCAGGAGGAGGGAAGCAGGAGGGAGGUAGCCCAGCCAAGGAGGCCAAGCCCUGGCGUCCCUCCACGUCCAGAGCACAACCUCGGCCCCGUCAGCCCUGCCCGGGAAGAACCAAAAGAAGAGCAGGUCACCAGGCGCCAGCAAGACUCCGAGACGAGAGUGACCGUCCCCAGAGCAAGCACGGGUGAGCGAGGGCCGCCGGGCCGCCGUGCGAAGAGCAUCUUGACACACGACCAGACAGGGCCUCCAGCCGCGGUUAAACAGGAGCAAGAAUUUUCAGGUGGGGAGUCUCCAACAUCCCCUCCCGGGGAGAGGCUGCCCGGCAUGGGGCCAGGCGGUGGCAGCGUGGUCAUCAAGACAGAAGCCCAGUCCGAGGACGAGAUGAUACCCGAGCAGCUUUUCCUGGGCGAGUCCCACAGCCAGCCCGUGUGUAGGAUGGCCAAGGGGCCCAGGAGCAGGACCGAGGGCCCCUGUCGGCUGCGUGCGGCAGGGGUGCCACGGGUGCGGGCCGGGGACACGCGGGCCUCUGGAGCUCUGGGGGAGCCGCCCCGCAUCCUCCCUCGCAGGCGAGAGCGGACCUUCCCCUGCCCUGACUGUGGGCAGAGUUUCCGCUUGAAGAUUAACCUGACCAUUCACCAGCGGACGCACGUGGAGGAGGAGCCCAGGGAGACUCCGGGGAGCUCGCCCCCUGGCUGGGGGGAGGCCCCCUCCACUCUGGAGCCAGGCGAGGUGGUGGUGCCCGGCCCAGUCAUCCGCUGGCUCCCCGAGGAGCCCGGAGGCCGCCGCUCCCUGGCGGGCCGCUCCCUCCUGGCGCGGCGGCCGGCGGCGGGCAAGCUGUACCACUGCAGCGAGUGCCUGCGCUUCUUCCAGCAGCGGAAGAGUCUGCUGCUGCACCAGCGCCUGCACACGGGCACCAGCCAGGGCUGGCCGGCCUGUCCCUACUGCGGCAAGGCCUUCCGCCGGCCCUCCGACCUCUUCCGCCACCAGCGCAUCCACACGGGCGAGCGGCCCUACCAGUGCCCUCAGUGCGGCCGCGCCUUCAACCGGAACCACCACCUGGCGGUCCACAUGCAGACUCACACCCGAGGCCAGGCGGGCCCGCCCUGCCCCACUUCCCCGGCCCUCCCCCGGACCCCCCCGCGACCCCGGCCCAGCCACAGUGAGGAGGGCUGAGCGGCCAGGAGCCUGUAGGGGCACCCUCCGGCUCUCGGGGGCACCCCCAGCAGGACUCCUGUCCGCCUUCGGGCCUUUCCCCCGGUGCCUGGUGCUGGUUCCUCGUUCUGGACUAGUUCUGGAAUAGCUUUGGAGAGAGCUUUUUUUCAUUCCGAUGGGAAGCAGUGGCCUUUUUGGUAACUGUGUGUGUAUGACCAGAUACCUCAACUUCCUGUUUUCUGAGUUUGUCACUCUUCGCUGCCUUUUCUACAUUCCUGACUUAGAAAGGAUCCCUUAAAGCAUACAGGAUGCCGACUUUUGGUGAGAGACUGUGGCGGGUAUCUGAGACCGGCACUGGAGAUAGUGGCCCUUCCAGUAGCGGGCGAUGGAGACACGGAGUGCCUGCCGUUCCUAAUGUACACAGAGGUCACAGCAGAGUGGACAGUUUGAAGAGUAGGCGCUGGAAAUUUGAGUUUUCCUACUGUGUUAUUUUGAAAUCUUUUUUUCCCUUCCUUAUGGAAUUUUUUUAGUGUUUUUUUAAGGGUUACGUGUGGUUGCAAAGGGGACCAGGAGCCCUGAGGGGCAGGAACUAUUCUGCUACCUCCUUGUGUGUGGGGAUGGUGGAGGGGCUGUCCAGAUCAGCCCAGGUAUUGGUGGGGGCUUGGCUGCUGCUCUGACACAGGCUGCCUUCCUGGGUGUGCAUUCUUUGGCCCAGAGUGCUUCCCAAUAUCCCAACAUCCAUGAUUGAUUUUGGUUGUUAGUUGAGAGGGGAAACAGGUCUGGAGUGGUGGACACUUCCCCCAAGGUCUCAGUGUUAUGGGUAUGCACGGUCUGUGGACUUAGGGGGUGGGGGAGAUGCAGACCCAGCCCAGGAAGCUCCUCCCGGAGAGGAAGCUUCUGAUGUGGGUGAGGCUGGGAAGCCAGGCUGGACUCCUGUGCUGCCGCGGCCUGAGCUGUCAUGUUAAAGGAGUGGUAUGUUCAAGAACUUGGGGCUGGUAGCAGAGAUAGUCCAAGAGACAGGGGUGGGUUUCUUUAACCACCUCCUGUGUCAUGUUCCUCACCUGUCAGAGGGGGUAAUGACCCCGGUGCAUUCUACCUCACCUUAGCGUUUUCGGGGUCGCAAAAGAUUAAGAAGCAGUGGGGCAGAUAGGAAGCCUGGUUGUAUCCUCUUUUCAAGUUCAGGGCCCCCCUUCUCUUCCAUGUUCAUCUCCAGCUCUUUGCCCAAGUCAGAAUCCCUCAGGAAGGACCUUUAUUUUCUAGAGUGAGUGGAAGGUCUCGGGUGCAGAGCGAGGUGAGACUUUCCCGUUGGGCUAUAUCCGCAAGGAGCCCUUUGUAGGUCAGUGGAACAAAUUCUUACCAAAGCAAUGAGGUUCGGACCGUAGGAUUUCAAGCAAUAGCGUCAGGCAUCCUGGAGAAGUCUUGGUGGCAGCUUGCAUCUGUGCCUCUUUGGUCACACCACUUUGGGUGCUGCCUAGAGAGCAACCCUUGGUUUGGGCGAUUUGAAACUGGAGUACUGUGUCCUCAGCUAUUUUGAUUGUUGUCUUAUUGGCUUUGGCACUAUGUGAAGUGGCCAGCAUUCAGACCUCCUUCCAGACAUCUGGGUCCCUCGCUGUGCCACUUCUUGUCCCUCUGACCCUCUCCUCUCUCCCAACGUCCUGAACAGAGUUGGGGGCAGAUGGGAACAUUGCCAUCAUCUCUGGGGCAAGAGUGAGUAUGCAAGUCGGUGAGAGCCCAGCCAAGCUCCCCUGGGCUUGGGAGGAAGGGCUGCCACCCUCCCCAGCUAUGCAUUUUGCUGGUCUCCUCUGGCAUCCCCAACCCUCACCAGCCCCCCCCCCCCCCAAGUCAGGGCUGGGCUGUCACCAAGUGUUCAUACAGGAUAUGGUGCAAAUGGAGCUGCUCUGAGCCUUCCUCUUCCCUGUAAGAGUUAGUCUCAGGUGUUCCCUGGGGAUGCCUCAAGGCUCGAAAGUCCUAGACCUUCCUAAGGCUAAAUGUCCUGUGUAAACACGGGUACUCUAGCAAUAG
Molecule: messenger RNA, 3942 nt
Organism: Mustela erminea (ermine)
Lineage: Eukaryota; Metazoa; Chordata; Mammalia; Carnivora; Mustelidae
Gene: ZNF783
Product: zinc finger family member 783
Exons: 7
Coding region: 145-1941 (598 amino acids)
Biological process (GO): regulation of DNA-templated transcription
Source: RefSeq, a predicted model, not a curated record